GGGACACUGCUUUGUUCAACAGUAGGGGAGGGCAGACGAGCACAGUUGCUGCUUUGCCUGCUCUAAUCGUGAAAUACAAUCUGUUAGGGCGGGCUAUCCUGUCUUGUCUUUGUCUACCUGUGUUCUAACGUAUCUUUCAAAUAUUUGUGUUUCUUGGACUCUAAAGGAUUUCUAUCGAGGGAUGUCAAAGCGAGUACGAAGCAGAGAGGUCUGCGCUGAUUGCAGUGCUCCGGAGCCACGCUGGGCCUCUGUUAAUAGGGGUGUGUUGAUCUGCGAUGAGUGCUGCAGCAUCCAUCGAGGUCUGGGGCGACACAGCUCUCAAGUCCGACAUCUGACUCAUUCUCAAUGGCCAUCCUCCCAGUUACAGAUGGUCCAGACACUGUAUGGCAAUGGAGCUAAUUCCAUAUGGGAGCACAGCCUUCUGGACCCUUCCUCUUCAGUGAGUGGGAAGCGCAAAGCCAACCCCCAGGACAGAGUUCAUCCCAACAAGACAGAGUUCAUCAAGGCCAAAUAUCAGAUGUUGGCGUAUGUCCAUCGGAUGCCUUGUCGGGAGGAUGACAGUGUAACCGCAAAAGACCUCAGCAAGCAACUCCAUUCCAGUGUUCGGACUGGAAACCUGGAGACCUGCCUAAGACUCUUAUCUUUGGGAGCACAGGCCAACUUCUUCCAUCCAGAGAAAGGGAACACCCCACUACACAUAGCAGCAAAAGCAGGACAAAUGUUACAAGCAGAACUGUUGGCAGUUUAUGGAGCUGAUCCCGGGGCUCUGGACUCCAGUGGAAAGACCCCCAUCGAUUGUGCAAGACAAGCUGGGCACCAGGAGCUGGCAGAGAGGCUAGUGGAGAUACAGUAUGAACUCACUGACCGGUUAACAUUUUACCUUUGUGGUAGAAGACCAGAUCACAGAAAUGGGCAACACUUCAUCAUUCCACAGAUGGCAGACAGAAAUAACCUGGAUUUGUCAGAGUUUGCAAAAGCUGCAAAGAAGAAGCUCCAGUCGCUAAGUAACCAUCAGUUUGAAGAACUUGCCAUGGAUGUUUAUGAUGAAGUUGACAGAAGAGAAACAGAUGCAGUGUGGUUGGCCACCCAGAACCAUAGCACACUUGUAACAGACACCACAGUUGUGCCUUUUCUGCCUGUCAAUCCAGAGUACUCAUCUACCAGAAACCAGGGUCGUCAAAAAUUGGCAAGGUUUAGUGCUCACGAAUUUGCCACCCUGGUCAUCGAUAUUCUAACUGAUGCUAAACGACGGCAGUGGGGUAAUUCCUGUGAAAGUCCCAAAGAGAAUGUGGAGCUGAUCCUUCAGGGAAUAGACAGCCGCCAUAACAGUGAGAGCCAGGACAAUGACCAGCCAGAUUAUGACAGUGUGGCAUCAGAUGAAGAUCCAGUGCAAGAGGCCACCUGUGGGGACAGCUGCAAUGAUAGAAGGACCAAGAGCUCAGAGUCAUCUGACCUCUCUGAUGGACCAAUCACAGUGCAGGAAUUUAUGGAAGUGAAGAGUGCCCUCACUGCAUCAGAAGCCAAAAUACAACAGCUUCUUAAAGUCAACUGUCACCUUAGUGAAGAGCUGCGGUUGAUGCAGGGCAAGCUGAACACCCUGCAGACUGAAAACACAACACUGCGAUGGCAGACCCCCAGCGGACAACAACACCACCAGGGGCCCUUUGGUCGACACCCACCCCGUGGAGGUCGCGCCAUGUCCAUGUAUGAGACGGGCUCUACUCCGAGGCAGUACCCCCACCGAGUCGAAACGGCUCGGCAUGAGGACGGAGUCAUUUUACAACCCUUCCCAGCCAAUAUUGGGAGGGGUCCUUUGGGGACGGCUGCUUCCUCCCUCCCUACCUUCCCCUCUUCCCUGUCCUGGUCGUGGGAUGAGAGAUCUCGAAGGGGCUGUAGUCUAGAAGGACAGAGUAUCAUGCUGGAGAAUGAUUACGACACUACGCCCAACCACUCUGAACUGGAAGAGACCGGCAGUCCUCUUCCAGCCUCUGAAGCAGUGGAGCUGGGGGAGGAGGGGGAGGAAGAUGCCACCCUGCCAUGCACAGAGGACGUCAUCUGUAAGACAGAGCAGAUCACUAAGAACAUACAGGAGCUUCUGAGAGCUGCCCAGGAGACCAAACAUGAAAGCUUCCUGCCUUGUUCAGAAAAGAUCUGCAUGGCUGUGUCAGAGAUGGCCGCCCUGUUUCCCAAGAGGCCGUCCUCGGACACUGUGCGAGGGUCUCUGUGUCUGCUCACUUCAAGUGCCAGCCGGCUCCAUGGAGAGUGCCAGAAGGCCGCAGACCACAACCCCUGCCCGUCGGACAUCCAGCUGGUCACUCAGCAGGUCAUUCAGUGCGCCUAUGACAUUGCCAAAGCUGCCAAGCAACUUGUCACCGUGACAACCAAAGAAAACAACAACUAAAACCCAAAGACAUUCCUGAUACACCCAAAAUACAGUUCGUCAGUGAUGUUGCUAAUUUCAACGUAAUCAGUGUUAAAACUGUUUUUUAUUUUCCCUUAUUAAUCAGUGUAAGCAUUCAUACAUUCCAAAAUCUUUAAAAAAAAAAAAAUACACCAUGCAAAAUUACAGGUCAAUCGAAACAAUUAUUUAUUUUGUUGUUUUUGUAUCAUAGUAAUAUGGACUAAACAAACAUGUUUAAAGCUGUAGGACAGAAUCUGUUACUAUUCCUUACCUCACAAAGAGAUAACUGUUAAAUCUACACAAUUUCCAGAAGUGCAAUGUUGUGUGUGUGUGUGUGUGUGUGUGUAUAUAUAUAAAACAAUUAGAACAACAAGCAGUUGAGCCUUCUACAUUGUACUUUUCUACAUAGAGGUCAUCAGUUGUGGUCCUUGAGGUUGGGUGUCAGGCAUGGCUGAUCUGCCAGAGAGCACAAAAGCCUGCAAGCCACCUGGCAUCAAGGAUCAUUAUCGAUGAACCUUAAUCUACACCAGUGACAUCAGUUUAUUUUCCUUUAUCCAUUAUAAAUGUUAUUAAGAUGCAAUGUCAGUAUUUUAAUCUUGAAUCAUUGUGAUGCCACUUGGUUAGCGUUCAAAUGUUUGUUUAGUAAGCAAAUGCUUCAGUGCAUUGAGCACCAUGUAAGUAGUCAGCAGUACCAAGAGUGGGCAAACUUUCAUUCCAUCCAGCAGCUCUAGCAGGUGAUUUCACUGCCCCUCCGCUCUGGUUGAAGAUGUGUUUUAUAAGUAAAGUAUCAGUAGUUUUUGCAGUUAUAAUGUUACAGCCAUACUUCUGAUGUUGUGUGUGUGCGUGCGCGUGUGUGCGUGUGCAUGCGUGUGUGGGCGCAGUUGUCACAGAGAUGGCCUCGAUGGCCCGUGUGAAAUCCAUUUUGAAUCAGUUUUAAUGGCAUUAUGCAAAUAUAUAAGAUGUAUGUAUCCAUGUAAUUCUUUAACAAAAUAACCCAAAUGCUAUUCUAUUUAUAAAUUUUAUGUCAUACCUCUAAGAAAAUAUCAGUGUUUAUUUUCAUAAGCUUUUGUUUUAACAUGAUGCUCCUCACAGACUAACUUUUGUUCUGAGGUUUGGGACGUCUCAGCUGGCAGUAAGUUAUUGGCAACUUGUUAUCUCUGUUUAUUUGGUGUGGUGCUGUAACUCCAGUGUGUUAGAUGCUGCCUGAGGUCAAAUACAUACAGCUAUGGUUUACAAUCAAUGAUAAAGUAAAUAUGCCCUCAAAGUACCUGUUGUGGAAUCUGGGUCUAAUGUGUCACUCAUUGUUGUGAGCCAGAUAAGUUUCAACCAGGGGUGGAAAGAGAACUAGAAUACCCUGCUGACGUGGAGUACAGUUAAUUCAAUAUUACUCUAGUAGAAGUAAGAUUUCCUGUGUUGGAAUAGAUGCAGUUAAAAGUAUGAAAUAUCUCUUUUGAAGACAGUUAUAAAUAACAGUUACUUAGUUACAUUUGGUCAGCAUGAAAAGCCAAAGCAACUAACCAUUUCAAUGAGUAUGUGAACUCUUUUCUUUCUAAGAAAGCUUUCUCAGAAGGCUGCCAAGCAAACGUCAUAGAUAAAUCAUGUUCAGUACAUGUUAUUACACCGUUAAUGUCUUGUGUUAAUUUCAAGUCUAAAGUGAUCUAUUUUUUUGUUUGCUUUUGUUGACUAUUUUAUCUUGUAAAAAUAUUUUUUAUCAUUGUUAAAAUAUUUUUUUGUUUUGAUCUUUUGUAUGGUGGUCUGAUGAGAGAAGUAGUCAUGCAGACCGUCAUGUGAGUAGAAACCAAUUUUUUUUCUUUUCUUUUCUUUUUUUCACUGAUGCAAUGUUUGUAAUGUAAACUAUGUAACUUUUACUAAACAGCCACUAUUGCAUAAUGGUGAAUGCUAAAAUGUUGUGUGUCAGUAGCUCAAGUAGAGAACAGUCACCACGCCCAUUAUACUGCAACAUCUAUCUAAAGUUGGCUAGCAUUAGCCACCAUAAGCUCGAGGUCAUACCAGACCAAGUAUGGCUGUUUGGGGAAAACACUAUAGUGUAACUAAUUGAGCAAUGGUGCAUUUUAUUGCUUAUAGGUGCAACUUUUCAUUUGUAAGGGGAAGAAUGUGUUAUUUCCUCUUUCAAAAGAUGCAUAUUCUCGUUUUUAAUCCAAUUUCAAUUAAUUGAUUGAUUAAUUAAUUUCAAACCUGAUGUCCUGAUUGGUUCAUGAGAGCAUUGAUCGAUGUACCAUCCAAAGCCAAUUAAAAGCUGUAGUACUACAUUAAAAAUUGUUUUACAACGAAAGUAAAAAUACAAAGUUUAAGAUUAUGAGCUACUUUUUUAGUGCAAGAACGAACUACUCAGUUAGAGUAAUAAAAGUGCGUGUAUUCAGUGACUUUCCACCCCUGGCUUCAACCCUGACAUUUAACUCCCUGUAACUUAUAGCCUACCACUGCCUCUGUGGUUGAAAACAAUCCCUGCCUUAGGUAUAAUAAAGUAUAAUUCAUACCUCAA
Messenger RNA from Siniperca chuatsi (mandarin fish), 4904 nucleotides. It is a transcript of the gene git2b, whose product is annotated as G protein-coupled receptor kinase interacting ArfGAP 2b. Gene Ontology annotation, molecular function: protein binding; GTPase activator activity. Bases 182 to 2401 code for a protein of 739 amino acids. Lineage: Eukaryota; Metazoa; Chordata; Actinopteri; Centrarchiformes; Sinipercidae. Gene Ontology annotation, biological process: regulation of ARF protein signal transduction; brain development. The transcript is spliced from 21 exons. The record is from RefSeq and is a predicted model, not a curated record.